GCUUUGCCAAAUACUAUACUUGUGAUUAGUUAUCAAUAAAGUGCGGUUAUUGAUAACAUAGAAAAUAAUGAAACCUGUUGUGCUUCUACUUGCUGUCCUUUCGAAGACCUUCGCUUAUCACGAUCCAGAUCUUAAUUACCAUUUGAGUAAAGUGCAAAGUGUGCAAGGUUGCGGUGAUUCCGGGUAUUACUAUCCAACUCCAGCUGUGCAACUCAACGCUGCACCUCAACCUCAAUCUCCAAGGUUCAUAACACCAAAUGUACCAGCGCCCGCGCCGAAAUAUAAUGCAUACUCUCAGUCAACUCUUUUCCAACCGGCAUCGAAGCAGCUAACAUAUAAGACAGAACUCAACCAUCAGUCACCUCAAACUUUUGGAUCAGAAUCAAAUGCACAGAGCGAACAACACGGAUAUGCAACCUCGGAAGGCCUUUCAACAGUUUCACAGAGAACAAUUAUUCCAUCACCGACAUAUGCACAAGCACCAAUAAUUGCUAAAAUCACUGCAGCGCCUCUUCACGCAAGAUUCACCAUAUCUCCAGCAUACAAUAUUUACGGAUCAGACAACAUAAUAUCACAACAUGCAUCGAAAACGACAGGAUCUCUCGCGAAGGCGUCCCUGAAUUCUUACAGUAGCGCUCAAUCAACAGGUCCAGUUGUGUCUCAAGUUUAUGUUGCACCAAGAGCUCGUUACGAAACAUCGCCAGCUUUAAAAGGGCAGGUUCAAUCAAGUUCAGCCACAUCAAGCCAAUACAAUCAGGGAUAUUUGUCAAAUGACUAUAGUUCCACUGCGAAUCAAUAUUUAGGUCAAUCAAACUAUAUCCAGGAGGGACCGUUUUAUAGAGCACCUCUCCAAUCAAAUAAUGGUCCUUCUUUGGCCUACCUGCCAGCCCCUAGCCCGGUACAACCAUUGAGGACAUUUGCUGCACCAUCAUACAAUUCACAAACAGUGAUAAAGCACAGUCAACCAACGUCUUCUUUACAGUAUUCAAUCUCGCCUUCGGUCCAAUACCAGCAGUAUCCAACGCAAGCAGCAAAGGCAACAAUUGUCCAACAUUCAGCACCAUCUGUUAUCCAACAUGGACAAAUACAAGUUCAGUCCGCUCUUGUAUCUAAUGUUGCUUCAUCAGCUCACGCUACGAAAAAUGUGCACACAGAGUUUUUGGAAAACUAUGACGCGAACCCACGGUAUGCCUACGAAUAUGCUGUCAACGAUCCCCACACCGGUGAUGUCAAGCAUCAAAAAGAAGAGAGAGAUGGUGACGUAGUGAAAGGUCAGUACUCGCUGCUGGAAGCGGACGGUUCAACACGCACCGUGAACUACGUUGCUGACUGGGAAACUGGUUUCCAUGCCGUCGUACAUAAUAGUAAAGAUAAACAUUAAAAUAUUAUCAGUACGAAUACCAUACACAGAUAUCAAAGAGUAGAACGAUUCAUUUAUAUGGAUCGAAUUUUGAACUCGUUCGUCCUAACUUAGAACUUUAUAUACAACUACACUAAUAUAUUUGUACUUUUAUAGAUUUAGAUGUACAUUAUGUAAAAAUCAAUAUGUGGAAUCAAAGCAUUAUUUUAAGUUUAAAGUACCUUCAUACAGUACUUAAUAUUUCAUACCUUAAGCACAAUAUAGAAAAAAAAAUAUGAUUAAAGGCUUACUCUAAUCAUAAAAGUAAUCAUUUGUUUUCUCAAAAUUGAUACAGUAACUUGAAAAUUCCUUGCCGCUCUCAGACACGGCAAAAACCAGUUCAAGAAUCCCUCCCAGUAGGUAUUCCUUAUUUGCGCUCUUUUAAAAAUAUAAACAUUAACUACUUAAGUAUUAAUUUCAAUUGACAGACUUGAAUACGACUUACUCCUGCAGAGCCAUUUAAAAAAAAUCAGAACAUGCUUUUCGCAAUCUCUUCAGUACCUUUGUUUUAAUAUAUUUUAUUUAAGUGUGUAAAUAUUUGUAACGUUGAAUAAGUAUCCAUUAUAUUAUCCUUUGCGUUAUUAAUGUAUGUAAAUAAAAAAAAAAUGAAUUUA
This is a messenger RNA of Leptidea sinapis, 2013 nucleotides long. RefSeq lists its product as uncharacterized. The transcript is spliced from 4 exons. The record is from RefSeq and is a predicted model, not a curated record. The coding region runs from base 68 to 1381 and encodes 437 amino acids. Lineage: Eukaryota; Metazoa; Arthropoda; Insecta; Lepidoptera; Pieridae. Gene Ontology annotation, cellular component: extracellular matrix.